Musa acuminata AAA Group (dessert banana) is the source of this 822-nucleotide messenger RNA. Its product is annotated as basic leucine zipper 43-like. Gene Ontology annotation, molecular function: DNA-binding transcription factor activity. The record is from RefSeq and is a predicted model, not a curated record. Lineage: Eukaryota; Viridiplantae; Streptophyta; Magnoliopsida; Zingiberales; Musaceae. The coding region runs from base 91 to 576 and encodes 161 amino acids. Gene Ontology annotation, biological process: regulation of DNA-templated transcription. The transcript has a single exon.
UCGCCAUUGCACUAUUUAUUAUCCUCCCCUAUCCUUCAACCUUUCCUCCCCUUCUCUCUCGUUUGUUCCUAGCACUUCUUUCUCUUCACCAUGCAACAAGGAGAGGUUGCCAGCAUUCACUACCUUUCACCUUCCAAUCCACUUUCUUCUCCAGCCCAUUACGGCAUGCCUCAGAACUGCGUCACCUCCUUCGGUUGUGGAAGUCUCUUUGGACCUCGUCUGGCACAGCUCCAGGCCGUGCCAAUGAUGCACGACCUCGGCCUUCCAAGCUCCUGUUUCGGUUCUGGUGCAACCUCAGAUGAGGCAGGUGACCACCAAGCGAGCUUGGCGGAGGAGAGGAAGAAGAGGAGGAUGAAAUCCAACAGGGAGUCGGCUCGCCGGUCGCGGAUGAGGAAGCAGAAGCAGCUGAGUGAGCUGAGGUCGCAGGUCAUGUAUCUCCAGUCGGUGCACCGCCGGCUCCUCGACCAGCUAAACCGUGUGAUGAGACAGCGUGAUGAGAUCAACUCCGAGAAUGAGAAGCUGAGAGAUGAGAACACUGAGCUCCGGAGGAAACUUGAGAACCUUGCAGCGAAUUGAUUUAGCUUCCUUCUUCUUCCACUGGACCAGAUGAGUGACAGGCCACUGCAACUACAGGAUUGCUUCGACGAGGGGAGAGGGCUCGUUUUUCGUGUUCUUCCUUUACUUUCUUGUGCGGCAUGAGCAUUAGCCUGUCUCAAACAAUUCCACCUAAUUUGAGUUGCAUGAUCUAACAAGAUUCAGAAACACUGACCUGAUCGAUCUGCAUCCACUAAAAUCACAAGUUCAAGAGCAAUUAUAGACUGA